Messenger RNA from Cyclopterus lumpus (lumpfish), 2100 nucleotides. It is a transcript of the gene vrtn, whose product is annotated as vertebrae development associated. NCBI's taxonomy places the organism in Eukaryota, Metazoa, Chordata, Actinopteri, Perciformes, Cyclopteridae. The transcript has 2 exons. Gene Ontology annotation, cellular component: chromatin. The record is from RefSeq and is a predicted model, not a curated record. The coding region runs from base 4 to 2100 and encodes 698 amino acids. Gene Ontology annotation, biological process: regulation of transcription by RNA polymerase II.
GGUAUGAUUCAGAGGAAGGAGGUCGUGUUGUCUGUCUUGGGGGAUCUCCAGGAGGCCACGGAGAGCGCCGGCCUGGACGCCCUGACCGCGGUGGCCCUGGAGGUGGACCAGGUCCUCGCUCCCUUCCAGCUUCCGGGGACCCCCUGUCAGGAUUUCCCCGAGUGGGCGGGCGUGGACGACACGGCUCACGGCCUGUACCCGCCCGACGCCCCCGUGGGCCUCUUGCCUCUCAACUGCAAUGGAGAGGGCAACCUGCUGUUUGACGCCGUCAGCAUGCUGCUGGUGGGCAACACUGGACUCAGCUUGGAGCUUCAGGUACGCACAGUGGUGGAGAUGGUGCUGUGGAAGAGAUACUACCUGUCUGGCAUGAUCGAUUCAAAAAUGAUGCUCCAGGCCGUCCGCUUCAGCCUCUGCGCCGAAGAGUCCGAGGACAUGCUCAACCUGCCCGUGGCGGUCUUGGAGGCCAUCUUCGACGCCGACGUCAAAGCGUCGUGCUUCCACGGCUCCUACGCCAACAUGUGGCACGUGUACGCGCUGGCGUCGGUCCUGCAGUUCAACAUCUACUCCAUCUACCCCAUGUUCAACCUCAAGAUCCGGCCCUAUUUCCACCGCGUCAUACGCCCGCGGACCUGGCCCCGAGACUCCGAGACGCUGGCCCUGCACGUCAUGUGGUCCGGCGAGCUGCUCUCCGGUUCGUCGUUCAAGCCGAACCACUUUGUGGCGCUCGUCCGGACGAGCGACCUCAUGAUCGGAAGCCCUCACAGCGAGCAGAGGGCGUCGCCGACGAAGAGCGAGGAGCUGCCGAACCAGGACUCGCAGCUGUCCUAUCCGGGUCUGAAGGACAAGUACAACAUCACCAAGAGGACCUUCUACCGCUGGAAGAGGCAGACGCAGGAGCACUGCAAGAAGUCGGCCGCCAGGUACGAGGCAAAGUAUUUCCUGCAGGCCUGCUACUUGGAGGGCAAGCUCAUCCCCCUGCACCAGUUCAAAGAGUUCUUCCCCGAGAUCUCGAGGUCGUCGUACUACAACUGGAAGCACGAGCUCCUGAAAUCCGGCGGCACCUUCUCCACCUCGUCGUCGACCGGAGAGAUAAGUCCCGGAGAGAGCACGGAGCAGGAGGUCUGGUCUUCGCCCGAAGCCAAGCAGGAUGAGGCGGACCCCCACGACAGCGUGGUCAGCAUGUUUGGCCUCGGCAAGCUGGAUCUGGAGCGGGCCCAGAAUGUGGCCCACAUGCAGGAAGCCAAGCGCUGUCUGCAAAAUUGCAUCGCCAUGAACACCUCCCUCCCCUUCAGGGUCUUCAAAAGAAACUUCCCGGGGAUCUCCAGGUCCACCUACUACAACUGGAGGAGGGAGGCCAUGCUGUUCAACGGGGGCUACAAAGGCGGCGGCGGUGGUGGCGGCGGCGUGGGCAGCAGCGAGGACAGCUCCGACGCCGACAAGAGCCAAAGUCCAAAGAACCUGUCGUCGGCGGCGGUGCCGCCGAACGCCGACCAACAUUUCGUGCCCAGAACUCGGAUCUGCAGGCGGAAGCACAAAAUCUUCCGGAUGGCGUACAUGAGUAAAAAACAGCUCCGAGAUGCCGCGAAGCUCCACGUCCAGAAGUCCAAAUGGUCCCUGACAAAGUUCAAGCUCAAGUUCCCCUCCAUGUCGCCGUGUUUUUACUGGCUUUGGCGCAGCGCUCAGAACCGCAAGAAGAAGACGACGACGGCGGCGGUGGCGCCGAGCGCAGCGAUCGCCCCCCCGGAGACGCCGGCGGUCGCAGCGCCGGAAGACGAGGCGCCGCGGAGGCGGAUGGAUAGUCUGCACGCGCUCCCGUUUGUCGAAAGUCCUAAAUACGUCGAAGCGCCUCCCUUUGAUGCGCCGCGCUCGAAGCACGCGCUUCACGUCAAGGCGCCCGUGCAGGAGCAGAUGUUUGCGUUGGAUGUCGUGGCUCUGGCCAACUUCAAGGCCAAGGCCAAGCUGUUCCUGCAGCAACGCUUCGAGGAGAAGGCCUUCCCCACGUUCAAAGAGUUCAGGUCCUACUUCCCCUUCACCCCGCGCUCCACGUACUACAUGUGGAAGCGAGCGCUGCAUCACGGGGUGUCACUGGUUCACGGGUGA